AUGAGCUCCCCUCCUUCAGAACAUUCAUCUCAACAACACCCCUGUAGAAAGGAAGAUUGUUACUUGUCAUUUCCCAGCAAAACCCAACUCAAGAAGCAUCAGAGAGUAGCUCACCAACCUCAUGUCUCUUGCACCAUCUUUGGGACCAAUGAAACAUUGAGGCUCACUAGACAAGAUAAUGGACGAUUUGCUUGCCCUACCAAUGGAUGCCUCGAAAGCACUGAAGACCCGGUCAGAAUACAACGACAUGUCAAGAACUGUGAUCCAGCUCAGUUUCAACAGCCAAGGGUGAUGACAUUGCCACCUAGAGACUUCGUGACUCUGGUGCAACCUGGAGAUCAACUUGUUGUGGUGCCUGAGCACCCAAGCCUUGCCUACAACAAAUAUGCAGACAUUAUAAUCUGUACCACCUGCCAUACUGGCCUGGACACCCCUGAAGUUCAAGCCCACCUGCACAAUGCUCACAAAGAGAAGGUCAGACAGGAAGACAUAAUUCUUAACUUCUAUUCCCAUGGCGUCUCCCUCCCUGCAACUGCGCCGAAAUAUCCGGUCUCUCGAAGUGGUCGUCUAGACACUUGCCAACCUGUGCAAGGGCUCUUUAUGUACUUGGGGUUUAUUUGUACUGCUGAUAAGCAUGGGGAACAGUGUGGCCAUACUGUUCGAAAAGAGGACUCGAUUAAAAAUCACUUUCGUCUGGAACAUACUGACUCUAAUGGGCAUUGGAAGGACAACUGUAAAAGAAGUUAUGUACAACACUUGGUUCACAAAAAGAGGUACUUUUGCGUGGAUCGUGUUCCAGCUGCGCCGCCCGUGAUAAGUGGGAUACUUGAAGGAGACGAAUGGAGGCCUCAUACUACGGAUACUCCUCUGACGGAGAGAUGGGAGCAACUCAAAGAUGCGCUUUCAAAUCUGGAUGUCUUUUUGGUUCCAGAGGCCAAUGCCAAUACCGAUGUCCACGCUUCCUUGCUCUAUGACCUAGUCAACUACCCCGAUGAGAUGGACGACUGGAUCAAAUACGUGGAGGCGUGGAUGUUGACAAGAAUGAAUUCCUUGAAAGAGGCUCAUUAUGGACUUAGAAAAGAAGGAUUGAAAGAAUCCACGGAGAAGGAAGCUCCCACAGUUGGACUGUCUCCCUUGCAGGAGAAACAGACUAGGAGCAGAUACGCAAGGACGAUUGGCAAGAUGCUGCUGUUCACUUGGAAGACGUUUGAUACUCCACUGGCGGCUUUCUGGUCUAGACGUCAACUAAGACUGAAAACUACUUUGGCAAGCCUCUCUAGAUGUGUCGGAAAUCCGUUGUCCUCUCAAGAAACCAUCAACCAGUUGCUAGAUUUGGCUAUGUUUCAGUAUGUUGGCUUUUCUUGCUCUCUGGCGAAACUCUCGAGGGUCCAAUCGGCUGUGGAGCAAUUCAUAGCACUCUCUAUGAUCCAAGAAGAUGGAUCCUUCUUUGCGCCCCUCGAAUUGACUCAUAACAUUGCAGCGGUGCAAUAUGGAAUUCGACUAGGCCUGACUUUCCACUGGGUGGCUCUAGCGUCGGAGAUGGAUGAUGAAGAAUUGGAAGAAGACGAAGAACAAGACCUGAGCAAUGAUGCAGAGAUGGCGAAAAUGCGGCAACACUUCUCUUGGAUUUCGCAAGACUCUCGAGCAUCACCUUUUAUGACUCUCAGGGACUGGAUGAGACUGGGCUCUACCUUCAUCAUGAAUGAGCAAGUGCCUGACGAGACGCACUGGGUGGACUCUGAAAUGACCCGUCUGAUGAUUGGCCCUUCAACAAUUACGAUUAAUGGGGUCCAAACAAGUCUCCGGGCGGUGAUCACUUCUCUUCGAACAGAGUUCCAAAACGUACUCAAAGGGGUCACUCUGCCUGAUUUCUUGGCGACUGAACUUGUGGAUGAUUCUCGAAAUACUAGCCUUCAUUACAACUACCUAGUGCCAUCGACCAAUGAACAGCUGUAUCGACUGAAAGUGCUCAAGGAUUGGACUCUGAAUGGUAAUCCUCAAAAAGUCCUUGCUCCCAACUGGGAGGAGGUUAUCCAAGUUCCAAAUCCAAAUCUUAAGCGGUUAUGGGCUCCUGGACCUGCGUGGAGAUGGCUCGAAAGAACGGAUGUCUUGCUUGAAUACAUCUACUUCAUGUACCAUGUUGGUUGUGGGCAACCUGCUAGGGGAACGGAGGAGACUUGUAUGCUCAUUCGGAAUACGGAGUCUGCGCCGAGGAACGUUUACUGGCGAGGGAAUCGAAUGAUGUUACAGACUUGGUAUCACAAAGGCCAAAACAUCACUCACCGAUCCAAACCAAGGCAGGUCUACUUGACUGGGGAGCUUUCAAUGCAGCUCCAUAACUACUUGGCUUACAUUAGGCCUGUCCAAUUGGCUAUUCUGUCUGGCCUUGGUAGGGUAGAUACAGCCAAAGAUAUGCAAGAUUAUCUUUGGGUCAGCUCAAGGAAGGGACGUCUGGAAACAAACGACUUUACUCGAAUCAUGAAGAAGUUCUUCCCCCUUGGAGGAAACGAUGCUCUGGGGAUGAGGUCUUGGCGACAAGCUUCUGUUGCAAUUGCAUCAGCCCACCUCAACAAGAAGAUUCCAGCUCAGUUACUGCCUGAUGAAGAGACCAUUCGACAGGAUUUGGAAGAAGAUAUGGGACUCAAUAAUGUGAUGGAUCUUCAGCGCAAUCACACUUCGAUGACGUCCAACUUGCUUUAUGGUGGGAGUAGUGGAAGUGGAGUAGCAAGAGAUGGGGAGACUAAUUUUAUGAAGGCUAGUGAGGCAUGGCAGGCUUUCUGGCGUCCGAUCCAGCCAGUUGCUGAUGAGGUUGCCCCAGCUGAUAAGGCCAGACAAGCCCUGACGAUCUUCACCAAGAACCCAAAUGCUCGAUUCCGGUCUGAAUUUCAGCACAAGUGGCUUACGGAGCUCUUCAAGGAGAAGUUGGUGGACCUACUGGUUGUCUCAAAAACGGGAGGUGGUAAAUCACUGGCUUUUACUCUGCCUCCUUUGGUGUUUUUUCGUGAAAGAACAAUCCUUGUCCAACCACUCAGGGCCCUGAUUAACCAGACGAUGAAUGACCUCCGACGGCUUGAAGGGGUCAAAGCUCAACUCUACCUCGAGGAUACUAGAUUGGACAAGGAGGCUCAAGUGAUUGUGGCGCUUGCGGAUCAUGCGGCUUCUUUGGACUUUGCCAACCAACUCAGGACGAUGCAGCCCACGCGAAUUAUCAUUGAUGAGGCUCACUCUUUUCUAGAGGACGGAUUUCGAACCUACAUCCCUGGAGUGGUAGCCUUGGGCCAGAUCUGCUGUCAAAUUGUCCUCUUAACUGGCUCCCUGCCUCCUUCUCAAGAACAAGACUUGCUCAGCAGUAUCUUUGGACGAACCCGUAUCAAUGCCCUUCGGGAGUCAACAUUCCGACCUGAAUUGAAUAUCGAAGUGCAUUUGGAAUUUGCAUGGCCAAACCAGCUGGCUGAUAUUGCGACCCCUAUGAUUCACAAUUAUGUAGUGAAGCCUGAAGACCGGGCAAUGAUCUUCAUUGAAAAUCGGAAGGAUGUUGGUGAUGUUGCAGAACAACUGGAUUGCUUUUUUCAUCACUCGGGUCUGACGGAUGAGGAAAGGGACUCAAAUGCGGCUGCGUGGCUUGGAAAAGAUCGUGGAGUCAUAGUGGCUACUAGUGGCUUUGGCGCAGGGAUCAACUAUGCUCAUGUUCGACUUGUCAUCAUCUACGGAAUUCCAAACGAAUCGGAGGCCAACAAAGUGUAUCAGCAGAUUGGAAGGGCUGGUAGGGAUGGAAAUGAAGCAAGAAUCGAGCUGAUACCUGGACCAAUCGAUCAUCCGAUUGGGAAUGCAGAAGACCAACCAGGAAUGGACGACUUCAAGAAGGCUCUGGGGAACCCAAUGAAUUGUCCCGCCCAGGUAUUCUCCAGACUAGAAGAUGAGCAGGCCAUGUCUUGCAAGAACUAUCCGACUUUUCGACAGUGCCUAGCUUGCAGAAGGCACUCAAGAAACCUGGGUGUCAGAGGCCCCUACGAAUUACCACCAAGACCUCUUCCUAUUCAGCCUCCUCCAAUUCAACAGGACUCUGGAAGCAACACGACUGAUGGCCAAUUCCACACUUCUCCAAGAGCUUCAGGCAUAGAUGAUGUGGAGUUGGUAUCAGUGGGAGGCUCCAAUCGAAAUUCCUUUGGUAAAAGACUAAGGACUCCUGAUAUCAUGGAAACUGGAACUGAAGGAAUGGAUGAGGUACACUUUCGGAAGAUUGCUAGGGUGGCAGAGGAGAGGAGAAUUCAAGAGCCCAGCCAGAUACCCACCUUCCCCAAGCAGCCUGCUUCGGUCAAUCUGGUAGACUCAACCAGUGCGGUAGAAUUACAUGCGGAGGAAGACCAUCAAGCAUCUCUCCUGAAGGAUUUCAUUGCCAAGAUGAAUGGUAAUUGUCCAGCCUGCUAUUUGUGGACAAACGGGCCCACAAGGCCAUACUGCGAGAAGCUGUCAGGCUUUACCUCCCUCGAAGUCAUUGACAACUGGUGGCCGUGA
Puccinia graminis f. sp. tritici CRL 75-36-700-3 is the source of this 4515-nucleotide messenger RNA. RefSeq lists its product as uncharacterized. Gene Ontology annotation, molecular function: nucleic acid binding; ATP binding. The transcript has 9 exons. The record is from RefSeq and is a predicted model, not a curated record. Gene Ontology annotation, cellular component: chromosome; nucleus. Bases 1 to 4515 code for a protein of 1504 amino acids. Lineage: Eukaryota; Fungi; Basidiomycota; Pucciniomycetes; Pucciniales; Pucciniaceae.